Paramecium tetraurelia is the source of this 1026-nucleotide messenger RNA. RefSeq lists its product as uncharacterized. The transcript has 2 exons. The record is from RefSeq and is a predicted model, not a curated record. NCBI's taxonomy places the organism in Eukaryota, Ciliophora, Oligohymenophorea, Peniculida, Parameciidae.
AUGAGUUAUUCUAUCAAAUUUAAGAGAUAUCCAACUGGAUUGUUAGACCUUUCUAAUGAAAUCCUUGAUUACUUAUAAAUCGAAUAACAUCUAUCAGACAGGGAUUUUUCAAGUCAUUUUCAUACUAUCUCAUUUUUAAAACAUUAUUUUGAUGAAGCAUGCUUGAUUUAUACAGUUGUUGAAAAAUACUUAGAAAGUCGAUCAAAAGAUAAUUAUAAAGAAGUAUUAUAUAAGGAUAGUAUAUAACUAAUUUAAUUAAGAUAAGAGAAAUUAUUUAUCAUUUAUGCAUUAUUACUAGUGUAAUUAUAAGAAUAUGUUGAUGAAGAAUCAUUUGAUAUAUUUCUAGAGGGACUAUAAAAAAAGUUAUAAUUAAAUGCCUAAAUUAAAUUUGCAUCCUUAAGAGUAAAAUCAAAAGAAAUACUAGAACAUACUCUAUUGUUGAUUGAUGAAUUGAGAGAAAAUAAAUUAACAUAAAAACAAAAACAUUCAAGUAGGCAAUCAAUAAUUAACAAAUCUAUGAUGACUGCACGAUAAUAAAAAGAAUCCUAGCAAUAAGCAUAUUUAAGUUUAUAGAGUUAAUGGAUGUUCACAGAGUUAUAAAACAAUUAAGUAUUUUGUAGAGAGUUAAUACCAAAUUUACGAUUUAUCAUUAAAAAUUAUGUUAAGUCGUUUUAAAAAAAUAAAGACGAUGGCCCUAAGAGAUAUAAUAAAAAUUCAUCAAUAUUUGACUUAAAAAAUAGGUUCAGUGUUGGAAGUUAAAGAGUAAGAAAUGGUCUGAUUGAUUUACCAAAUUUAGGACCAAUGGAAAUUUUAAUGAGCACAUAAAUAUUUCCUAAAUAAAAACUUAAUGAUUUUUUUGAUGACGAAUAAUUAAAGCACACUUAAAUUAUUACAUCUUAAAUUGAUGGUCUGCUGAACGAAGAACUACUAGUUAAUUUAACUGGAAUUGAGAUGAUAGAUAUGGAUUCUAAAAGUGAAUCUACCAUUUCAAGAGCUACAAUGUAACAAGUAUUCAAAUAUCAUUGA